This is a messenger RNA of Cordyceps fumosorosea ARSEF 2679, 843 nucleotides long. RefSeq lists its product as hypothetical. NCBI's taxonomy places the organism in Eukaryota, Fungi, Ascomycota, Sordariomycetes, Hypocreales, Cordycipitaceae. Gene Ontology annotation, molecular function: catalytic activity. The coding region runs from base 1 to 843 and encodes 280 amino acids. The transcript has 2 exons. The record is from RefSeq and is a predicted model, not a curated record.
AUGGCGCCCCCGACCAACCGACAAGAGAUCCUGGCCAACCUGCGCGAUCAGAUCGCCCAAGGCCGGCCCAUCGUCGGCGCCGGCGCUGGGAUUGGCCUCUCCGCCAAGUUCAUCGAAGCCGGCGGCGGAGAUUUGAUCAUCAUCUACAACAGCGGCCGCUUCCGCAUGGCCGGCCGAGGAUCUCUCUCCGGACUCAUGCCGUACGGCAACGCCAACGACGUUGUCCUCGACAUGGCCAAAGAGGUCCUCCCCGUCGUCAGCCACACCCCCGUCAUCGCCGGCGUCUGCGGCACCGACCCCUUCCUGCACACCAACCACUUCCUCCGGCAGCUGCGCGACCUCGGCUUCGCCGGCGUGCAAAACUUCCCGACCGUCGGGCUCAUCGACGGCCAGUUCCGCGCCAACCUCGAGGAGACGGGCAUGUCGUACGACCUCGAGGUCGACAUGGUGCGCGCCGCCCACGCGCUGGACCUGCUCACCACCCCCUACGUCUUCACCGUCGACGAGGCCCAGAAGAUGACCACGGCCGGCGCCGACGUCCUCGUCGCCCACAUGGGCCUCACCACCUCCGGCUCCAUCGGCGCCGCCUCGGGCAAGACGCUGGACGAGUGCGUCCAGCUGAUCCAGCAGAUUCGUGACGCGGCGGUGGCCAUCCGUCCGGAUAUCCUGGUGCUCUGCCACGGGGGGCCGAUCGCGGCGCCGGAGGACGCGGCGUACGUGCUGGAGAGGACGAGGGGCGUGCACGGCUUCUAUGGCGCGAGCUCCAUGGAGCGGUUGCCGGUCGAGGAGGCUAUCACCAACAUCACGAAAAGCUUCAAGGGGCUGCGGCCAAGUGCCACAUAG